AAUGCAGACAAACGAAGGAGGAUUCACACUUUCUUUGUUUGCGCCUGUCCCUACCAUGAUGCAUGAUGCAGCCGAGCUGUUCAUUGAACACCAGGUGAACACCGCAAUUCGAAGAAAGGCCGACCAGAAGAGCCGUGGGUGAGAGUGAAGCGGAGGCAGCAGCUCAGGAGAAGAGUAGUGCGUAAGGGUGUGCAGGGGGACCUGGUUGUUGGCACCUGAUUCGUAAAUUCUUCCACCUCCACUUCGUGAAACCUAGCACUGGCUGCAGACAUGGCCAGUGAGUACCCCGCCGAAGGUGCAACCGAGCAGGUGGAGGGAGCCACAGUUGUCCAUCACUACUUGGAAAACAAGGGAGUGAAGAUUCACUAUGUCGAGACAGGAAAGCCCCCUGGGCAGCCUGUCUUGCUGCUCCAUGGAUGGCCGGAGUUCUGGUUCAGCUGGGCUUUUCAGUUGAAGGCGCUUGCAGAUGCUGGAUUUCAUGUAAUUGCCAUGGACCUUCGAGGGUACAACUUCUCAGACAAGCCGCAGAAGGUUGAGGAGUACGGGGCGGAUUACAUCAUGUCCGACGUCAGAGAGGUGGUGCAGGCCCUGGGAGCGGGCAAGCCAGUCCAUGUGGUGGCUCACGACUGGGGGGGCUUAGUGGCUUGGAUGUUCACUGAGACGUACCCCGAGCUGGUGAUCAAAUUAAUCCAGCUCAACAUCCCGCACCCCACCGUUUUUGGCAAGGCGCUCAGGGGGGGCAACUUGAGGCAGAUUUUUCGGAGCUGGUAUAUGUUCCUGUUCGGGUACCCGUGGCUGCCUGAGUGGCUGCUCAGCUUCAACAACUAUUCAUGGUUGAAGGCGGUCUUCAAGGGCACAAAGGUUCAGACGGCCGAUUUUACCAAACGGCACGUCGACGCCCAGGCACUGCCCGGCGCUCUCACCGGCGGGCUGAACUACUACCGGGCUCUCAGCAAGGGCUUGUGGACGAGGCCCCGGAAGGAGAUCCGGCAGCCGGUGAAGGUCAUCUGGGGGGAGGACGACACGGCCAUGGGCAAGGAGCUCGCGGAGCCCCCCAAGAACCGGGUGCCCAACCAGGAAGUCGUCUUCAUUCCGAAAGCGUCUCACUGGGUCUACUGGGACGAACCAGAACGAGUUAGCGAGGAGAUUCUGAAGUUCCUAACACCAACAGCAAGUUCCUGACUUGCGGAUACGUCACUCAAAACACAGCAAACCGUCAGUCGCUAAUCCCUUAGUUCUGCUCACUCCCAAUAACCCAGUUUUGAGUAACGUAGCAGUGUGUUUGUCCGUGUUUGAUAGGUGUACAUAGUGGCACUCUUGCAUUGCAGCGCCAUCGCAGUUUGAAUCGGGAGGGACGAACUUCCUGAGCAGGUUUUCUGGUUCGGCUGCAAUUUUGUAUGGACCCGUCACUGCACAUUUGUACAAUGUGAGCGCAUAGGUCAGAUAGCGAUUGUCAUCCCAUGCGCAUGUCGCAAGGGGUUGCAACCCUUGUUCUUCGAAGGCACAUGUAAAAGUACAAGCUAGAAUCGACUUUCGUAUACCUUUCAACAUUCGCUUUGCACAUUCCGAAAGCGUUUCUCUCAAAGUAC
Klebsormidium nitens is the source of this 1589-nucleotide messenger RNA. NCBI's taxonomy places the organism in Eukaryota, Viridiplantae, Streptophyta, Klebsormidiophyceae, Klebsormidiales, Klebsormidiaceae. The record is from the annotation of a GenBank genome assembly.